AUGUCCUCUACUCAUAAUCAUAGCCCUUCACAAAUUUCCUCCUUUGGCCGCUCCAUAUAUCGUCUCAGGCAAGAACAGGUUCAUUCUUUGGAGGAGAAUCACAGAUCCAGUACCCGGGAUUCGGAGCUUGAAUCGUUCCAAAAGCAGGUUACUAAUCGAUUUGAGGACCUAUCCAGGGUUAGUGAUGAUGAAUUGCUCUCAAUUGAUUGGAUACAGGAGCUCCUGAAUGCAUUUAUCUGCUGCCAUGAGGAAUUCAGAGCUAUUCUGUUGAACAAUAAAGAGCAACUCUCGAAUUCCCCUCUGGACCGAUCAAUCUCUGAAUUCUUCGAGAGGUUGGUAAAGGCACUUGACAUUUGUAAUGCAAGCCGCAACGGGAUUGAGAAGAUUCGUGUGUGGCUAAAGCAUUUGGAAAUAGUCUUGUGUGCCUUGGGUUCAAAUCAGAGAGCAUUGAGUGAAGGCCAAGUCCUGAGGGCCAGAAAGGCACUGAUGGAUUUGGCACUGGCAAUGCUGGAUGAGAAAGAUUGUAAGUCAGUUUUCACUCAGCGUAACAGGUCUUUUGGACGGCAUAACACGAGUAAGGAUUUUCGCCGCCACAUGACAGCGCAUUCUCGAUCACAUUCAUGGAGUGUAUCAAGAUCCUGGUCUGCAGCCAAGCAACUGCAUUCCAUUGCAAGCAACUUGGUUCCCCCUCGUGGGAAUGAAAUUGUUGCAACAAAUGGGCUUGCAAUUCCUGUUUAUACCAUGAAUUCUGUUUUAUUGUUUGUUUUGUGGGCUCUUGUUGCAGCUUUUCCUUGCCAGGAUAGGGGUCUCAAUAUUCAGAUGUCGGUUCCACGGCAAUUGUCAUGGGGCGUCCCAGUUACUUCACUUCAUGACCGGAUCAAGAAGCUCGAACGCAGAAGCUCAAAUGGUUUGCUGAAGGAGAUAAAUCAAGUAGAAAGUUGUGUCCGGAACAUGAGUGACUUGGUAGAUUCAGUUCAGUUUCCAUUGACAGAUGAGCAGAAAAUGGAAGUUGAGGAGAGGCUGAAAGAGCUAAGUCUUGUUUGUGGAGCCUUAAGAGAUGGAUUGGAUCCAUUAGAGCGCCAAGUGAGGGAGGUGUUCCGGAAGAUCAUGACUUGCCGAGCUGAGGGACUUGAUUACAUAGGCUAG
This is a messenger RNA of Sphenostylis stenocarpa, 1146 nucleotides long. The record is from the annotation of a GenBank genome assembly. Lineage: Eukaryota; Viridiplantae; Streptophyta; Magnoliopsida; Fabales; Fabaceae.